AUGGCCAACGCUCAUCGUCGUCACAGUCGACGUUCCUCGUCCAGCUCCUUGCGCCGCAGUCCUGCUCGAUGGCAGCCGAGUCAGAGGCCCAAGCUGAGCUUGGUCCUUCGAAUAUCUCGUGCUUUGGAGACGCUCAUGGUGCAAGGCAUCCUUCCGCAGCUGCAACGCAAGGUGGCUGAGCUUGAGGACACGGUGGCAACGGCUCGCAAGGGCAAGAGUUCCUUCAAGUUGCUCAAGCUGUGGGGUAGUAAGGCAACAUCGGCUGCCAGUGAUGCUGGCUUGGGUGGCAGCGUCUAUGGCAUGCUCUCCACGGAGGCGCAACAACGUCGACUCGCUGACCUGACCUUUUUUCUUCAGAAUUACAAGAGCGCAGCUUCACAUUACUCACAGCUGCGUAAGGAUUUUAACAACGACAAGGCCACGCGCCAUGCUGCCUCGGCCAGUGAAAUGUUUGCCGUAUGCAUGAGCUUUGUCGACGUACCCACGGCAGACCAGACUUACUUUGACAAGGCACUUGCAGCCUUUUUACCGGAAAAAGGACUGGGUGCAUAUGCCAUGCGCCUGGUUCUGACCUAUACACAUGUGCUCCAAUCGCGGCGCCAAUACAGCGAGGCGGUUGCCGAGCUUUACAUCAAACAACACCCAAGCGCUCAUCGCAAGGCUGCCUUCAACUUUAUUCAGGCGGGCCACUGUUAUGCGGGGGCAGCCGCCUCGAGCUUGGCGCUGCGUUGUCUCCUUAGCGGCUGGCAUAUGAUUAAGAACAAGCGAUGGGGCCUGGUGGAGGCUCGACUCCUCACCACCAUGGCGCGCCAGACGGCCUACUUGAAUCAUUUUUCCACCACUGCGGCCGGCGAGCGAGCGGUUGCGGUGCCCCUUCCUCCGGAAGGCAUUGCCGCGGGGGCCGAGCUUGUUGUACGCUGCUGGGUGACCCUGGAUUCACCCGGUGAUCAUUGCCUAAGCCUGAUGGCAGGCUAUGCGGGCGCGCAGCCGGCGGCCGAGCUGCCCUUUCGUACCUCACGCUUGGCCGAGCGCAUCGUUGUGCAACCGAGUCUGCAUGUUGAAGCCGGAUUGGCUCUACAUGGCCAGGAAGAGGCACAGGGAUUCCUGACAUUGCGGUUGCGCUCGCACUUGGCCAACACCGCCACCAUUCGGCGCUUUUGCCUGGUCAACACUGACUGGGCACUCACGCCUAGCAGCCAAGGCAAUCUGCCUUCUGAGGUGACGGCCGAUAGCCACCCCUUGGUGACCUUACCUUGCGUGCGGGCUUCAGCCCAGCGCCAGAGUCUGGAUGCCGUGCUGGCAGACGAGGCGGACAGUGCAGUUCUGGCAGCUGAAUGCAAUCGCCGGAUGCCCAAUCAAGAACCAUUUGUUCUGAUCAUCUGGUCAGACUCUCACGCCCAGGUCGAGCGGGCAGUCACCACGUGCCCCCUCACAAGCUGGGAUCAGGGUGUGGCGCUCAACGAGGCUGUGCAUGUGGUCUUGGAUUACGAAUCAGUUGUCGUGCACGACUUUUCAGUCGAUCGGUUCGUGCCUGUUGCUUUUCCCUCACUGCCAUCGUGGUCGUCAGGGAUGAACAUAGUGAAAGGCUUGUCUUUUGGCUGUUCCUUGCUGAAUGGGACGGAGCGACCGGGCAUCCUCAACGAAAAGCUUUAUGAGUCCCAAAUCAAGGCAGCCGUCAAGCGCUUUCCGCACGUGGAUUCGCUCAAGCCCGCAGAUGGAUUUGUAUCACAGCACCGCGAGGAACUGGGGCGCACCCUCGCCUCGCAUUACUACACCAUGGUCGAUCUGCUGGAGUUUCAGGCUUUGAACACGGAGCUGACCACCAAGUUUUUGGAUGUCAUCACUUCCUACGUGGCUUGCUUGCUGAUGCUAUCACGCCUCGAGGAGCGCAAGAAUAUUGCCAGUUGCUUCACCACCGUCUGCGAGCUCGAGCGCAAAGCCCCAGAGCCGUCUUUUCCCCGCCUGGCCCGCUUUUUGAUGGAAUUUGACGCGCCGCUGAAGCUCCUGCCCACCAUUUUCGCGCCUUAUGAAAAGAUUCUGGCGCAAGCGCUGCACUCUAUGAGCAAGCACAUUGCCAUGCACUAUCGCGAUGCUGCUGCCUACCGUAAAGAUCAUGUGCUGAGCGUCUCCAACAAGCCGGCCAACGUACCACACGAGCUGCUGGCCGAUGAGGUGUUUCAACUCGUGGCCGUGGCCUUGGGCGACAGCUACGUCUUCACCCUGCAGGGUACCCAGACGAUUGAUAUUCAUGCCGCCUACGAGCAGCUCAUCGGUUUCCUCAAAGAGGGUAAAAAGAUGGCCAAGGUCAAGACGGCCUGCCACGAGUUGAUCAACACCGUCGUGGCCAAGUCGCCAUCAUUUCAUGCAGAUCGCCGUACUUUCUUGCGCAGUGCUAUGCACCAGCUCCUUUCCAUUUUCCGCGAACAGCCCGGUCUCAUGGGUCCUCAGGGAUUGCAGCUGACGACCAAAGAGCAGGAAAUUGUGCGCGGCUUCAUCGACACGGCGUUUAUGAUGUCCGAGGGUGGCAAGCCAGACCUGAGUGGCUUCCAACUAGACUGGCUGCGCCUGCAAGCCAGUCUGUCGGGCAAGGCGACGCGCCACCCGUUGAUCAAGCACGCGCCCAUUGCAUCGGCACUCAACCUGGCUACGUUUCAUUCCUACUUGGCCGAGGAUGUGGGCAUGGAGACAUUUGUGCGCGAGGCUGCGCUACCGGGGCAAAUCUAUUAUUACCCCCGCUUCUUCCAGAACGCCUUCACAGACUGCCUCAAGUCAGCGUCUCAAGCUCGCUUCGCAUUGAGCUUUGCCCAAAUCUGUGACGGUUUUAUCGACAACGGCACCGGUUUUAUGCCCGACGGCCAGCGGGAAUUAAGCAACAAGGCCUUUGAGAUGGCAUAUGGUUGCUUGGACAAGAUGGCGGCGUGUGCUGCUCAAACACUUGGCCAAAUCGCUGAUGUGCAUAUCCGCAUGGCCGAGAAGACGUUCAUUUCGGCCAUUCGUGGCGUGGAGAACUUUGUAUCCAUGGAUGUGUCCAGCCUCUUCUCGCGUCUGCUGCUGGAGCAGUCAAUCUUGGACGAGCACCGCACAACUUUGGCGGGGGUCUAUGUCAAGUUUUACUGCGAUAUGAUCUUCAGUCAUGGCAACAACGGGCGCAUUGUCAACAGCGCCAGCCGGCACAUGCUCAUCUCCAUGUCUGGCUCCAGUGGUUUCAAGGCCGAAGACUACACGGAUGCACGCGAGCUUCAAGCGCUGUGCCGCUUGGUUGGACCCUUUGGCAUCAAGCAGCUGAAUGACCGCAUGUUGGGGCGAGCUGCCAACGCCAUUGGUGACCUCAAGGUGAUUGUGGGGAAAAACGGCAAGCUUGUUGAGCUGGUUCAGCAUUGUGAACGUGCCACAGCAAGUGAAGAUGUCCUUCGCAGCUUGCAAGAUUUGGAAGCCUUUACGUCCACCCUGUGCUUUUUGGGCCUGGUACUGGACUUUCGCAAGUAUAUGCUUGCCGCGCUCGAAGUUGUGCUCAAGGACCGCAUUCCCUUCGUGUACAGCGCCAUUGCAGAGCUCAACAUGCAGAUUCGCGCUUCCUCUGUACAGCUGCUCGCCUUGACCGCAGGCAUUGAUAUGCAAGUGGAUCCACAACUCGAGCUCGUGCUCCAUUCCAGUCGCUCGGGUGGCUCGGACCAAGAAUAUCAGUUUUGGAUCACGUUUAUGGCCAUGUGCGCUGCGUCUGUGCGCCACAUUGGAUCAGCAAGCUCCGGCUUUGCAUUCAAGGCCAACGUGGAUGCCUUUGAGAACAAUGCCAUGGGUGCGGCCACAGCCAUCUCAGCGCUAUCGGCUGCCGCUUUCAAGACAGUUGCCCAACAAGGCAUGGAGCGCCAGACGAUCCAGAUCGGACAACUCAUGCUUUUGCGCAUUGCCUCGACGCUGCUGUUGCGCCAGAUGGCUGGUGGCGACACGCGCAAGAACCACCGCGUGGGCCUAGCAAUCUUAAACACGAUCGUUGAAUCAAGUCCUUUUGUGACGGCUGAUCAGCUGGAAAAGUACUUGCCAUACACGCUUGUGCGCGCAGCCAAUAACACUCUCUUUACGCGUGGAGCCUCGGUGACCAUGUUUGAGACUGAGUAAUGACAAUUGUGUUUGCAUGUCAAUUCUCAUUCCUUUUUCAGUCACUCCAAAGCGGGUGGCACGUGGCGUCCUCGAUCCCUCUGCAUGCUUGUUGGAGCGGUGGUUGCCUUUGUGUCGCUGUGCUGUGAGUAUUUUGUGUGUGCGUGUGUGUGUGCCCAGAAUUCACGCCUGUGCUCUG
Molecule: messenger RNA, 4294 nt
Organism: Monosiga brevicollis MX1
Lineage: Eukaryota; Choanoflagellata; Craspedida; Salpingoecidae
Exons: 26
Coding region: 1-4116 (1371 amino acids)
Biological process (GO): cell projection assembly; cell migration; cell morphogenesis
Cellular component (GO): SCAR complex
Source: RefSeq, a predicted model, not a curated record